GUUAGGUCAGCUCUUCUGGCAUCACUGGAGUUUAUCAGCGAGGAAUUUAUCAACUAUCGGAUACUUUUUUUCCUACCACCAACAAGAAAAAGUCCACUUUUGGGGGAUGAGGCGUGUGCGUCUUGCAGGGCAGGUGCCGGUUUGAUGGAGGAAAGCCUUUACGCGCGGUCGCCAUGGCUUAUUAUCCCUUCCAAAGUCAGCGAACGGGUGCCUUGCCUUUGCCGGCCUUGCUUUCAGCCGCGCAAUCCUCCUUCGGCCCCACGCUGUGCGUCCCGGCUGUGGCGGCGGCGGCGUCCCGCUCCGAGGUGGAGUCCGAGGAGGUGUGCUCCGGGGCGGGGCUGCACGCGGCUCUGAGUCGGCAGCAACAAGCGCUCCAGUUGCGCUCCCUGAAGAACCUGCAGCCGGCGGACGGCUUGUGCGACGACCCCAAAGUGUCUCUUGAAUCACAGGAAUUAUGGAACGAGUUUCAUAAAAUGGGAACGGAGAUGGUUAUAACUAAAUCAGGAAGGAGGAUGUUUCCGCCUUUCAAAGUAAAGGUUGACGGACUUGACAAAACCUCCAAAUACAUCCUCCUCAUGGACAUUGUUGCUGUAGAUGACUUCCGGUAUAAAUUUCACAACUCUCGCUGGAUAGUUGCCGGAAAAGCGGACCCGGAGAUGCCGAAACGCAUGUACAUUCAUCCCGACAGUCCGUCCAAGGGAGAGCAGUGGAUGAGCAAGCCCGUCGCCUUCCAUAAACUCAAACUCACCAACAAUAUAUCGGAUAAACACGGAUUUACCAUUCUGAAUUCCAUGCACAAAUACCAGCCCAGGUUUCAUAUUGUGAGAGCAAACGACAUCAUGAAACUUCCAUACAGCACAUUCUUGACCUACGUUUUCCCCGAGACUGAGUUUAUUGCCGUCACUGCAUAUCAAAAUGAGAAGAUCACGCAGCUAAAAAUUGACAACAACCCAUUUGCCAAAGGAUUCAGAGAAACGGGGAACGGAAGACGAGAAAAGAGGAAUAAUCCUUUAAACGCCUCUCCGCCGGAGGAGAACAAAGCGUACUGCGCCGAUUCGGACGACUCGUGGGAACAACCCAAAACCGGCGACUCGUUUCACUCUCCUCUGGAAUCGCUGGCCGGGACAUCCGCGCCGAAUUGUGGAGAUGAGAACAACACCGGAAGCGAUUCGGAUAUUGAUCUUCAAGGUGAGGAUACGGGUGACGGUUCUCGGCCUGAAUUGUCAUCCGGGCUGAUUGAGAAGAGUGGCAAGAAAGCGCCGACGUCGUCAAGUGAGAACUUCUGCGGGGAAAGAGACUCCUCGCCCAGCCACGCGAAUCCAAUAAAAGAGGGCACGGCACCCGAAUUAUUGGACAAAGAGAGCUCGUGGACAUUCGGCACGGGACCUCGUCAGACUCAGCGGUGCCCUGAGCUCGGAGCACCUUUGCUGUUUGGCCAAGGAGAGUUGUCAGUCAAGACGGGGAUGCUUCACUCCACACGCAUGGGACAUCUGCUUUCCUCUUUCUCAGGAUUAAAUGACCCAGAACACAGAGGUGUAUCUUCGCAAAUCCUCGCCUCGCCUCCGCCAUUUAUGUUUCACCUGUCACAGCAUGUGUUGAUGCCACAGGGCCUGUCACUACCACACUUUGGAGGAUUGCUCUCAUACCCAUGGAAUUACGCAAGCACUCCAACUCUUCCAACUGGUUCGACAACCUCGGCGCUCCUUAGGAACCGCUCUUUUCACAGCGCAAUACCGUGGUUGCGGAUGAGCCCCUAUCAGAUCCCCGCCGCCGCUGCCGUACCGGGCCAAAAUCCGCCGAUGGCAAGUUCAAACUCAACUAAAUCGCAGCAGUAUGACCUGUACAGCCAAGAGACGUUGCCAACGGCUGAUAAUCCCACGCGAAGCGAGCAGACCGUUUCCAGUGACAAUUUGGAGACUUCUUCUGAUGGACUCUAAAGCCGAGGGCGUAGGUGUGGUGUCAACGUUGGUAGGGAUGAUAUAACAGUAUAACCUGUAUGUACACUUUUUGAUGGGGACGGGACAUUCAUAAGACCAAACAGAUAAAGUGAACAUUUCUCACAAAUAUGAACCUAAUUAAUAGAUAGGCUAAACUAGAUAUGUCCAAAGUCCGGCCCGGGGGCCAAAGGCGGCCCGUGGUCAAAUUUCAUCCGGCCCCCAGCCUCUGUCAUAAAAUCAAUAACAUCUGGCCCACACACAGACUUAAUAAAUUGGUCAGCAGUACUGCUACCAGCAUAUGAAGUAGCUUACACACUAAAUGCUGCUCUUCAUUUACCCACUAAAAGGCAGCAAUACUCUAAGCAACGUUACCCCGUGUGUCCAUUUACUCCCAAUUUUCUAAAAUGGCGACAAUCAACAACAACAAAAAAAGACGGUUGACUGCGACGGCCGACGAUAGCUGGAAAUUGGACGAUUUCUUCACUAAAAUACCCAACAACUGUGUCUGCCUUAUUUGCAAAGGGACUGUUUUUAGAUAGUUCAAUGUGUGGCGAUAUUACCAAACAAGACACACUGACAUGUACGACAAGAUUAUAAGGAAGCUAGGUAGUGAGAAAUUGAAGCAACUUGAAGGUAGCUUAACUUCACAGCGGUAUUUCGCAAGAGUCGAAAGACAACGCCACAAAGGCUAGUUGCGAGAUUGUUGAAAUUAUUAAAAAAUAAUAAUAAUGAGGCAAAUGUGACACACAGAAUGGCUUGCUAAAAUUUGCUUAACCCUAUAUUGCCAAAUGUAUCACAUUUGCUACACCUAAAAUUGAAUGAUUUUGAGACUAAUUCAGAAUUUUGACAUUUCUUUUUGAAAAAAAAAAUGAUGGAUGCAAGUCAACACAUGCAUUUGCAGGUUCCAUGAGAAAAACAAACAGGAUUUAGCAAGGGUUAUAGAUAUCUGAGCGCUUAUUACACAUAGUCAUUUUGACUUUUCUUUUUACAAAUUUGAAAAAAAUGUUUCAUUAGGACCUUAUUUUUCAAAUUUUGGGAUUCUCUGAUAAUUGCUUCAUAUUGCUGGCAUUAAAGGGUUAAAUAAAGGAUGUCAGCCAUUGUCCGCCCCCCACAUUUUUACCACAUCAAAUCUGGCCCCCUUUGCAAAAAAUGUGGACACCCCUGGGCUAAACGAUCAAUGUAAAAUAAAUCUGUAUUGACUUAUGCUAACUUUCAUUAGUAUUGGUUCAGGUGAUACAAUGUUCGAUUCUAACCUAAAGAACCAUUUUGAAAAUUUCCAGAAUAAAUGUCUGGAUUUUAUGAGCAAAGCCUAACCCUAAACAAUGAAUACAAACUUGUUUGUUAUCUCUUAACUAUUCAGGAAUGCAAAAAAUAAACCCCCACUCAACAUUGUCUGUCUAAAUCAGGGGUGGCAAAGUCCAGUCCUCGAGAGCUUGUUUUCCAUGUCUCCCUACUACAACACACCUGAAUUAAAUAAUCAGGAUGGUUAUCAGGCUCCUGCUAAUGAGCUGAUCAUUUGAGUCAGGUAUGUUAAAGCAUAGACUUCAUAAUAUAUUGGCGUGACACGGGGCGCAGGGUCGAUCUGUAUUUUCACAAACUUCAAAUAUUUACAAAACCAAAGCUGCUACCGACCUAAAACCAAAACAGCCGACCUAAAACCAAAACAGGCAUAUAUGAGUUUCAAUCAGCAGCGGCAUCAAAAAAUUCAAAGUCAUUCCCUAAUAAAAAUUCAGAUUAAUGAUUUUUUAUGUAAGUAUAACAAAACUUGAAAUGGCUAUAAAAUUCUCAGAUUUUACACUAGAUGCACAAAAAUCACCAAAUGUAGAGGUAAUCACCUAUAUUUUCAGUAUAUAUAGCAAUAUUUAACAUAUGAUAUAAGUUUUUGCCCAAAAUAGCAACUGU
Molecule: messenger RNA, 3839 nt
Organism: Corythoichthys intestinalis (scribbled pipefish)
Lineage: Eukaryota; Metazoa; Chordata; Actinopteri; Syngnathiformes; Syngnathidae
Product: T-box transcription factor TBX2b-like
Exons: 7
Coding region: 174-1937 (587 amino acids)
Biological process (GO): regulation of transcription by RNA polymerase II; positive regulation of DNA-templated transcription; cell fate specification
Cellular component (GO): nucleus
Molecular function (GO): DNA-binding transcription factor activity, RNA polymerase II-specific; RNA polymerase II cis-regulatory region sequence-specific DNA binding
Source: RefSeq, a predicted model, not a curated record